UGCUCAUUCACGUUUCCAUCUUUUAUCGAAGACGAAGUACUUCGACUCUCGUUUCAAAUUCAAUCGUUUGGCUUAUGUUUAAAAUAAUUUUACUUUAUAUGUUUUUCUUGAUUUUAAAAAUUAACAUUUAAAUCAAAUCUUGCUAUUUUUGUUACAGUUUUAUAACUAAACACAUUAUCUUUUUAUACUUUAUUCGUCUUAUCGGAAGUAGUUGCAUUUAUAGACAUGAACAAAGGUGCACCAAAUACGUUUAUACCUGCAUUUUAUGCAGGUCGUAGCAUUUUAAUUUCGGGCGGUACAGGAUUUAUAGGCAAAGCGCUAUGUGAAAAGUUACUGCGAUCUUGUCUCGAUGUUGGUGAAAUUUUUGUUUUGAUCAGACCGAAGAAGGGACUGAACAUAAACGAAAGACUAAAAAAAAUGUUGGAUAACAAGCUUUUUGACGUUUUGCGAAGUGAGCGACCAUCUGCUUUUAAUAAAUUAAUUGCAAUUCACGGUGAUGUAAGUCUUGAAGACUUAGGAUUGCAACCGAUCGAUAGAGAAAUGUUGAUCGAAAGAGUGUCUAUAAUUUUUCAUGUCGCGGCUUCUGUUCGAUUUGAUGAAAGUUUACGUGAAGCUGUUUUCAACAACACUAGGUCAACGCUGGAUAUUUGCAUUUUAGCAGAAAAAAUGAAAAAACUUGUAGUUUUCCUACACGUCAGUUCUACGUAUACGCAAACAGACAAGCCAGUGGUUGAUGUGACACUUUAUCCAUCAGAUUUGGAUUGGAGAGAAGUGAUUAACGGCGCCGAACAUUUUGACGAGCAUAUUUUGAACACGUUUGCAGCAAAAUAUCUGGGAACGAUGCCAAACACGUAUACUUUCACAAAAAGAUUGGCGGAACAAGUUGUAAGCGACUAUUCAAAGUCAUUGCUUUGCGUCAUUGUUCGCCCAUCCAUAGUUAUCUCUACAGCGUUUGAUCCAGUAAAAGGCUGGCUAGACAAUUUUAACGGUCCUGUUGGAAUGUUGAUUGGCGGCGGCAAAGGUAUUCUUCGUGUUGUGUUUAUCGGGGAUCCUAUCGUUACAUCGGAUUUUAUGCCUGUUGACGUGGCCAUUAAGACAAUGUUAAUAGUGGCGUGGAAACGUGGAAUCAAAACCUUUACCGAAGACAAUACGAUUCAUGUUUAUAACUGUUCGGGACAUGAUGUAAAAGGGAUAAACAUAAAGCAUCUGAUUGAACUGGAAUUUAAACUCGCUGAAGAAGUACCUUUGGAAAACAUUAUUUGGUCCCCAGGCAUAACUACAACUAAUAGCCGUUUGUUUUACUAUUUAGUUGUACUUAUUAUGCAUAUCUUGCCUGCACUUUUCAUAGACUCAAUCCUAAAAUUGUUCCGUGCACGUCCCAUGCUAUUAAAAUUGCAGAGGAAGGUCUAUUGCGCAAACAGUGCUCUAGCAUUUUUUUUGACGCAUGAAUGGCAAUUUACGAAUAGGAAAUUACAACAUUUCUUCGAUGAUCUGUCACCCGAGAAUAAUAAAGACUUCGGAUUUGACUACAGAAAUUUCAAUAUAGUGCAUUACUUUCGAAACAGCGUAAUCGGUGCAAAAAUUUACUUACUGAAUGAGGAUAUGAAUCACCUGGAAGCAGCGAAACUGCAUCGAAAGAGGAUGCUAUGGCUCGAUAGAAUUGUGAAAAUAUUGGUCGGCACUCUCAUUAUGUGGAUAAUAUAUGAUAAAAUUUCCGAGUGCACUUGUAUUUAUUUUUGGCAGUUACGUUGUUAUUAUAUUAUUUAUAUUGAUUUUGUUUUAAUAACGAUGGAUGAGAAUAUAAAUAAUCCAAUCAAGUCAAUUACAUCGUUUUACGCUGGACAAAGUAUAUUAACAGGUGCGACAGGAUUUAUGGGUAAAGUAUGCAUGGAGAAGAUACUGCGAUCUUGCCCAGAUGUUCGCGAAGUGUUUAUAUUGAUGCGCCCAAAAAAAGAACAAAGCAUUAAAAGGCUCGGACAAAUAUUGAAAUUACCGUUAUUCGAUAAACUGCGAAAAGAGCAACCUUCAAAUUUAAAAAAAAUAAUUCCACUUUUUGGUGAUGUUAGUAAAGAGAACUUGGGUCUGUCGGCUGCCGAUAGAGAAAUGUUAGUUGAAAGAGUGACUGUAAUAAUUCAUGCAGCAGCGAGUGUGAGAUUUAAUGACAGCUUAAAGUAUGCUAUUUUUAUAAAUACUAGAUCGACAAGAGAUAUCUGUAUCUUAGCUCAAGAUAUGAAAAAUCUUCUAGCACUAGUUUAUGUUAGUACAGCAUACGCGCAUAUAAAUAAUUCUGUCAUAGAAGAAAAAAUAUACCCACCAGUAGCCGAUUGGCGGAAAAUGAUCAAAGCAGCCGAGUCAUUGGAUGAGCAUAUUUUAAAUGUCUUUACAGCUAAAUGUUUGGAAUGUUUUCCCAACACAUACAUAUUCUCGAAAAAUUUAGCUGAGAGUGUAAUAGCGGAUUAUUCUUCAUCGUUACCUUGUGCGAUUGUAAGACCUUCUAUAGUGUCACAUACAUUGAACGAUCCAUUCCCAGGAUGGAUAGAUAAUUUGAAUGGUAUAGUAGGAAUACUCGUCGGUGGUGGUAAAGGAGUACUACGAGUAUUCAAGACUAAUAAACAUCUUCGUCCAGAUGUGAUGUCGGUAGAUGUUGCCAUCAAAUGUUUGAUAAUCACAGUUUGGAAGGUUGGAUUGACCAGCUUCAAGCCGGGUUCUUCACCUUUUAUCAUAAAUUGUACUUCUUCCAAUCUGAGAGGAUUGUCCAUAGAACCAAUUUGUAAAAUGGGUUUUCAACUUUUAGAUGAGACACCCUUCGAGCAAACUCUUUGGACUCCCAGUGUAAUAUUUACUAAUAAUUCCAUCAUAUAUUAUAUAUUGACAAUGUUGUUGCAUAUUUUGCCAGCUAUUUUAAUAGAUCUGAUUUUAAAACUUACGAAACAUAAACCUAUGCUAUUAACACUGCAAAGAAAAGUAUACACGGCCUGCUGCGCUGUGGGAUAUUUUGCGGAUCAUCAAUGGAUAUUUAAAAAUAACAAUGGUAUAGAUUUAUUCGAUUCAGUUCUACCCGAAGACAAAGAAGCAUUCUCAUGUGAUAUUUUAAAUAUUGAUGUUAAAGAAUUUUACAGGGCCGGUAUAAUUGGAGCUAAAAAAUAUCUCUUUUACGAGGACAUGAAUCGCUUAGAUGUAGCUAAAGCGUAUCGCAGACGAUUAGAUUUGUUUGCUACGGCAUUUAAAACUAUCAUCGUUAUUGGAAUAAUAUGGAUGAUAUAUAAGUGAACCGACACUGAUUGUUAAAUAUUCUCAGAUCGCAAACUGAUCAACAUCGUCACAAACAACUAUAGUGUAAUAUAUAUUAUUUGAUGUAUAAUAUAAAAUAAAUUAAACUUGGC
Nylanderia fulva is the source of this 3383-nucleotide messenger RNA. The record is from RefSeq and is a predicted model, not a curated record. Lineage: Eukaryota; Metazoa; Arthropoda; Insecta; Hymenoptera; Formicidae.